Molecule: messenger RNA, 1467 nt
Organism: Diaporthe citri
Lineage: Eukaryota; Fungi; Ascomycota; Sordariomycetes; Diaporthales; Diaporthaceae
Exons: 1
Coding region: 1-1467 (488 amino acids)
Molecular function (GO): oxidoreductase activity; FMN binding
Source: RefSeq, a predicted model, not a curated record
AUGCCACCCAACCCACAGUCUCCGACUGUCAUAGUCGUCGGCGCCGGUCUGGCCGGCCUUUCGGCCUCAUACUCUGCCCUGAGGGCCGGCGCAGCAGUCCGGCUCCUCGAACGCGCCGAGAAGCCGGGCGGCAACAGCAUCAAGGCCUCAUCGGGGAUCAACGGGGCACCGACGCGAUUCCAAAAGGGGCCCGACACGUCAUUCCAGAGCGACACGGUCCGGUCCGCAGGCGCCAGACUCGCAAAGGCGGACGAAUCCCCGGUGAACUUCAGACGGAGGGAGCGCGAGUCGCUCAUCUCGCGGCUGACCGGCUCGUCCGCGCAGGCGGUGGACUUCCUGGUGGACGAGAUCGGCGUCGACCUGAGCGUGGUCGCGCAGCUGGGCGGCCACAGCUUCCCUCGCACGCACAGGGGCGCUGGGAAACUCCCGCCCGGGGCGGCAAUCGUCACUGGGCUGCUGGACAAGCUGAAACAGGACCCGAACUUCCAACUUCAGACGGGAUGCGAGGUCAGCAAGAUAUUGACGCUGCCUCAGGAUAAGGGUACCGUGACUGGCGUCCAGUACACCAAGGAGGGCUCGCCUCAUACGCUGGAGGGCGCCGUGGUCUUCACGACGGGAGGGUUUGCAGGUGAUACCUGGGGGCUGCUGAAGCAGUACCGGCCUGACCUUGCUGGUCUCCCCUCAACGAACGACAACAGGCCGGGGACGCACAACAUCCUCAAGGACCUGGGUGCUCAUCUCGUGGACAUGGAAAGCGUCCAGAUCCACCCGACGGGUUUCAUCCUUCCCUCAGAGCCUCAAGCAAGGGUGAAGUUCCUCGCCGCCGAGAUGCUCAGAGGCGAGGGGGGUAUCCUGCUGCACAAGGGAAAGCGCUUCGUCAACGAGAUGGACACAAGGGAGCACGUCAGCGGCGUCAUCAUGAAGCUUCCUCCAACCGAGCCAGACAAGGGGAGUGCCGAGCCACUAACUCAGUGGGACGUUGAGCUCCUGCUCGACCCCGGCGCGUGCGACGCAGCUGCAUCGCACAUUGGGUUCUAUAUGUGGAAGGGUCUGGUGACGAAGAAGAAAGUCAAGGAAUUGGAUGAGACGACGAAGCAGACGAUCCGCGACUACUCAGCCGUUGCAGCCGGUAAGGCGAAGGACAACUUUGGGCGAACCACGUUCGGGUCCUGGAAGCUCACGGGCACCGACGCGGACGACGAGCAGGAGGUCUGUGUCGGGCGGGUGACGCCCAUCACGCACUUCACCAUGGGCGGCGCGGCCAUCAACGACAACAGCCAGAUACUCGUUUCGGGCGGGAGCGGGCCGGAGCUAAGGCCCGUCCAAGGUCUGUGGGCAGCUGGCGAGAUAACCGGCGGCCUUCAUGGGGACAACCGGCUUGGCGGGUCCUCGCUGCUCGAGUGUGUCGUCUUCGGACGAGCUGCGGGCCAGGGAGCGGCUGCGUAUAGGCGGCCGGCAGAGGUCUAG